This is a messenger RNA of Vicia faba (fava bean), 2520 nucleotides long. The record is from the annotation of a GenBank genome assembly. Lineage: Eukaryota; Viridiplantae; Streptophyta; Magnoliopsida; Fabales; Fabaceae.
AUGACGGAUAAGAAGAGAUGGUUAUGGAAAAGGAAGUCUUCCGAGAAGAGUUCGGGAGAAGCUGAGAGUUCGGGAUCUGUUUCUAGUGAGAGGUAUUCUGAUGAACAGCAGGAGGUAUCAAAGGAAUCUUCUAAUGGAAGCAAUCAUUCACCUGAUGUUACCUCAAAAGCUCUGACCUGUGCUGACGACGACGUUGAUGAUUGUUCAGUUAUCAAUGAACAACUUCCUGAUGGAGUUGCAUCAACACAUCUACCUUCUUCUACGUGCGUCGUAAAUGGUGGUUCAUUAGAGAGGAAUGAGAAUGGAGGAAAUGAAAAUAUAUCAAAUGGAAAAGAAGAUGAUUUAAGUGACGCGUCGAGGGAUAUAUCUGAGAAGCUAUCUGCUGCUCUUGUUAAUGUCAAUGCCAAAGAAGACUUGGUUAAGCAGCAUGCAAAAGUUGCCGAAGAAGCUAUAGCAGGAUGGGAAAAAGCCGAAAAUGAAGUAUCAGUUUUAAAGAAACAACUCGAGACAGUUACACUGAGGAAUUCGGCUCUUGAAGAUAGAGUCACCCAUCUAGAUGGAGCACUUAAGGAGUGUGUUAGGCAGCUAAGACAAACAAGAGAAGAGCACGAAGCAAAUAUUCAAGAUGCCGUUGCCGAAAAGACUCACGAAUUGGAAUCGGACAAAAUCAAACUCGAGAGCAAGCUCGUUGAGAUCCAGAAAAAAUUAGACGCAUCAAAUGCCAAAUCUUCUAUUGACCGUGAUAUGCGUCAAAAAGUUGAGUGGUUCGAGAAAGAGAAUAUGGCUCUCAGGCAUGAAAUCCUAGUUCAAUCGGAAGAGCUGAAAAUCAGAUCAAUUGAGAGAGAUUUAAGCACUCAAGCCGCCGAGACAGCUAGUAAGCAACAUUUAGAAAGCAUCAAGAAAGUAGCUAAGCUUGAGGCCGAGUGUCGGACACUGAAGAGCAUGGCUUCUAAAGCACCGUUGGUUACUGAUCAUAAAUCUAUUGCUUCAUCCUCAUUUUGUGUUGAAUCUCUCACGGAUAGUCAAUCAGAUAGUGUGGAACGACUUGCUGCAUUGGAUUGUGAUACUUACAAGAUGAAUGGUUCGGAACUAAAUAGGUGUGAGCCAAGUGUUUCCGACUCAUGGGCGUCCGCAUUAAUUGCCGAGCUUGAUCAGUUCAAGAAUGAAAAAUGCUGCGGACAAGCUCCAUCCGGUUCUGUUAAAAUAGAUCUGAUGGACGACUUUCUUGAAAUGGAACGACUUGUUGCAUUGCCCGAGACUAAGAACGAAAGCUUUGUUGAGGAGUCAGUUGUUUUUGACAAUCAACGCAUUGACAAAGAAAGCACACUCAGAGUCGAGUUUGACAUCAUGAAUCAGCAAAUGGAUGAACUAAAAGGGAAGUUAGAAAAGGUGGAAGCAGAUAAGGCUGGACUACAGAUAGCUUUGAUGGAAAGUAAAGAGUUUAUCGAGGAGUCACAACAUCAGUUGAGGGAGGCGGAACAGAAACUGGAGGAGCUUCAAAUAGAGCUAGAGAAUUCCUACAAAUCAAAUCAAAAGAUAGAAAAUCUCUUAUUAAGCAUGGAGGCAGAUAGUCGAACACUAUCAUCCAAAGUCAACUCAUUAGAAGCCGAGGUUGAUAAUGAAAGGGCUGUGUCACAUGAAAUUGUGAUGAAGUGUGAGGAUCUGGAAGAAGAGUUAGAAAGAAAAUCUUCAAUGCUUAGCUCAUUAGAAGUUGAGGUUGAAAAGGAGAGGAACACGUCGCAUGUAUUGGAAAAAGAGUUAGAAAGCAAAUCUUCCAUGCUUGGCUUAUUAGAAGUUGAGGUCGAAAAGGAGAGAAACACGUCGCAUGCAAUUGCAAUAAAAUGUGAGGGCCUAGAGGAAGAGCUAGAAGGAAAAUGUGCAAAGGUUGAGUUGUUAGAAGCAGAGGUUGUCAAGGAAAGGGCCGUGUCGGAUGAAGUUGCUGCCAAGUGUAAGAACUUGGAGGAAGAGCUAGAAAUCAAAUCUGCAAAGCUUGAGUUAUUAGAAGCAGAGGUCGAAAAGGAGAAAGCCAUGUCUGAAGAAUUUGCAAUGAAGUGUAGCGAAUUGGAGGAAGAGAUACUCAGGCCAACAUCUAGCUUGUAUGGAGAAAAGAAAAUCAAGCAGGAGGACCUAGCCCUCGCAGCCGGGAAGCUCGCAGAAUGCCAGAAAACAAUAGCAUCUUUAGGGAAUCAGCUAAAAUCUCUUGCCACACUUGAGGAUUUCCUUAUCGACACUGCUGGGAUUCCUUCAAGUCCAUCAUCACUCAUUGCUAAUGCUAGUGGCGAGAUGUGGAAGAUGCAUUCAAAUUACACAUUUUCACCUAAAAGAGAUACCAUUUCUUCCAGGUUGCCUGAUGCUAGCUCUGGUCUAUCCCUAAACAGAAGUGAGGAAAGCUCGCCACUUACGUCGUCUCCUUCAGCUUCAUCAGUAGCCUUGCCAAAUCACGCCAGUUCUGAGAGGAGUCGAAAUGGUUUCGCAAAAUUUUUCUCGCGAACCAAGAGUGGCAUUAGGCUAGAAAUUUAG